AUGGCUCGUCACCCAGAUCCGUCCUCCGUCUCAUGGCUCCUCACUCAGAUCCUCCCUCCCUCCAUCUUCCCCUUUGUGCAAUGUAGGACAGCUAAGGCUGAGGCACCGACCAACCAGGGAGGCAACAGUAAACGAGCAAGCUACAACGGCAAGCACCAAGUACCUCAAAUUUUAAAUGCAGGAAGUGGUGGAAGCGGCCAUGAACCUACCCAUGCUGGAUUUGUUGGGCCAGGGAUGUUGACCGCUGCUGUUUCUGGAGAUGUUUUCGCUUCUCCACUUGUUGAUUCUAUUUUAGCUGCUAUUCGAGCUGUAAUUGGUCCCCUUGGGUGCCUUCUAAUAGUAAAGCAUGGAGAACCUGGUGUUGCUGUUGUUGAACUCCAAUCAGUUGAUGUAGUGGUAGAACAUGUUCUUAAGCAGAUAUUGUCACAGUUGUUACAAAAUGUAUUUAACGCUAUAUAUGAGAGGAUUGAGAGCUUAUGGCAGCGUGGAGCCACUCCUAUCAUGGAACUUAUGAUCGCAGCGAGAAAAGCAGUUCCUGAGUUGCAAUUGGUGUAUGGCAUUGCUGUUGACAGAGUGUACACUGGCACACUUAUGACAUCUCUUGAUAUGGCAGGAUUAUCUAUUACCAUUAUGAAGUCCGAUGAUAGCAUUUUGAAGAGACUUGAUGCUCCCACUAAAGCUCCAGCUUGGCCUGUUGGUUCUGAAGGAAACCGUCCACCAGCAAAGUUUCAUGUUCCUCUACCACCAUCACCUUCAAUUAAGGAUGACGAGAUUUUUGCUCCAUCUCAGGAGCUGAGCAAGCAAGGGUGUAUCCUGGAGGCUGCUAUUGAAGCAAGUGCUACUGCAAUUAUCAAUCUCAAGGAUAGCCUAAAUGAAUGGGACAGUAAAGUGGGCGAUGGUGACUGUGGAACCACAAUGUGUAGAGGUGCAACAGCUAUUCUUGAAGAUAUGAAAAAGCGUUACCCUAUGGAUGAUGCAUCUGGAACAAUAAAUGAAAUUGGGGCAACAAUCCGAAGGGUGAUGGGUGGAACAAGUGGAAUCUUCCGCAUAAACGUCUACUUCCGUUGCCGCUGCCUCGCCCUCCUGUCCACGCCUUUCUCCACCUACCUCGCCGGAUCCUUCCCCUACAGGGUCUCGCAAGGAGGAGAAAGCUACGCCAGCGUCGCGGCCAAGUUCCACAACCUCACCACGGCAAACUUGCUGCAGCCCGCCCCCAGCAGCAUGAACGAUGUUCUUGACGCCGUCACGGUGGUGAACGUCACGGUCACCUGCUCCUGCGCCAACAGGGACUUGUCGCCGGACUACAAGCUGUUGCUUACCUACCCGCUGGGUGACAGGGAGACGCCGGACUCCGUCGCGGCGAGCCACGGCCUGUCGUCUCAGGCAGAGGUAGACCUGUUCAGGAGGUAUAUGCAUUUCCAUUCAUUGACAGGUGUUAUUGCUGGCACCUCCAUAUUCGGGGCAGGCAUAAUCCUCGCCUUGUUCUUCCUCUGGUACAAGAAAUAUUAUGGCAUGCUGCCAUGGCAAAAUUGGUCAAGGAAUGCUCCAAGGAUUGAAUCUUUCCUGAAAAAACAAGGAACAUCACACCCUAAAAGGUACAGUUAUCAAGAUGUGAGAAGAAUGACCAAAUGUUUUGCUCACAAGGUUGGCCAAGGUGGAUAUGGAGCUGUCUACAGAGGCAACCUGGCUGAUGGCCGUGAGAUAGCUGUCAAGACACUGAAGGAUACUGAGGGUGAUGGCGAGGACUUCAUGAAUGAAGUGGCUAGCAUCAGCGGAACAUCUCAUGUCAACAUUGUUACUCUCUUAGGGUUCUGCCUGCAAGGGAGAAAAAGUGCUCUAAUCUAUGAGUACAUGCCCAAUGGUUCGCUCGAGAGAUAUACGUUUGGAAGGUUGGAGUAUCUCCACGAUGUCUGCAACACCCACAUUGUGCAUUUUGACAUCAAGCCUCAAAAUAUCCUUUUGGAUCAGAACUUCUGUCCAAAGAUCUUAGAUUUUGGGUUAGCAAAGUUGUGCCAACAAAAGCAGAGCAAAAUCUCCAUGGUCGGGAUGAGAGGCACGAUAGGCUACAUAGCUCCUGAAGUAUUCAACAGAAGCUAUGGAGCAGUUAGCAAUAAGUCAGAUGUGUAUAGUUAUGGUAUGAUGGUUCUCGAGAUGGCCGGGGCAAGGAAACAAAUUGAUAUUGGCAUAGACACUAGCAGCAACUAUUUUCCCCAGUGGUUGUACGACAAAUUGGAUCAGUUCUGUGGCGCCACCAUCUCUGAUAUCGGAAGCGACACCACAGAACUUGUGAGGAAGAUGGUCAUUGUUGGCUUGUGGUGUAUCCAGUUCAGACCUAUAGAUCGGACAUCCAUGAGCAAAGUCCUUGAAAUGUUGGAGAGCAACACUCUAGAUUUGCAGUUGCCACCGAAGGCCUUCUGGACUGGCUAA
Messenger RNA from Miscanthus lutarioriparius, 2427 nucleotides. Lineage: Eukaryota; Viridiplantae; Streptophyta; Magnoliopsida; Poales; Poaceae. The record is from the annotation of a GenBank genome assembly.